UUCCCCUUGCCAAUAUUCUCCUAAAUCUUCUCUCCCUCUUCCAAUACCCCCAAGUUUCUUGGUGCAAAAGUUUAUAGUUAUCCUUUGUCUCCUCCCUCCUACCUUCUUUCUUCAUGCCCUUUUAACCAUUAAAUAUAUACACAUUCACACACAAAAAUAAUAGGAAAACGAUAAAAUGAGUUGCAAUGGCUGUCGAGUCCUUCGAAAAGGUUGCAGUGAGAACUGUAUUCUUAGACCUUGUUUACAAUGGAUCGAAACUCCUGAAGCCCAAGGCCAUGCUACUGUAUUUGUUGCUAAGUUUUUUGGCCGUGCUGGACUCAUGUCUUUCAUUUCUGCUGUCCCAGAAAAUCAAAGACCUGCUUUGUUUCAGUCGUUGUUAUACGAAGCUGCUGGAAGAACAGUGAACCCAGUAAACGGAGCUGUAGGGUUAUUAUGGACGGGGAAUUGGCACGUCUGUCAAGCGGCGGUGGAAACCGUCCUCCGCGGCGGCGCGUUACGGCCGAUCUCUGAAUUUCUCGGCGCAUCGUUGGAGAUUGACGAGGUGUCUGAGUGCAACAACACGUUUAAGCUACAGGAUCCCAGUGUAAACAUGUUGCAGCAAAAACGGCGUCGUUCUCCCAAGGAAACUUCAAUGUUGACAGAUCUCAACCUCAGUUUAACAGCAGGAUUUAAUCAACAGGUGUAUAACAAUAGCCACACUUUGCCGGAGAAACAUGUGAGACCAGGAACUCCGUCGAUGAAUUCAGAAGAAUCUGGAACAACUAGUACUUGUUUUCAAAGUGUUGGUGUUGUUAUUGGAGAUCAUUAUCAAGGAAAAGAACCUAAAUUACUCAGCUUGUUUAAUUAGUUUCUACUAAUAUUUUGUUAGUAUUAACUUUUUAAAUCUUUUUCCUUUUUUUUAAUUAUGGGGAAGGGUUUUCCUGGAAGUAAAUUCCGGUGAGUUUUCGUAAAUCAUUGGCACUGGAUUCCCCUCCUUUCAAGUUUCUUCAUUACGACGGACAGUAUUAGAAAGGGAGGGGAAAGUGAAAGUUUACCAGUGAUUCCUUCCUUCUUUUUUGUUCUUAUUAUUGGAUUAUCGUUUUCGUGUUCCAUAACGUGUCUAAUGAAUGUUGGAUAUCAAUAAAUUGAUUGUUUAUCUUUCUUUA
Molecule: messenger RNA, 1145 nt
Organism: Capsicum annuum
Lineage: Eukaryota; Viridiplantae; Streptophyta; Magnoliopsida; Solanales; Solanaceae
Product: LOB domain-containing protein 37
Exons: 2
Coding region: 176-847 (223 amino acids)
Biological process (GO): regulation of gene expression
Source: RefSeq, a predicted model, not a curated record